Molecule: messenger RNA, 2614 nt
Organism: Salvia miltiorrhiza (redroot sage)
Lineage: Eukaryota; Viridiplantae; Streptophyta; Magnoliopsida; Lamiales; Lamiaceae
Product: G-type lectin S-receptor-like serine/threonine-protein kinase At4g27290
Exons: 6
Coding region: 83-2548 (821 amino acids)
Biological process (GO): recognition of pollen; protein phosphorylation
Molecular function (GO): protein serine/threonine kinase activity; ATP binding
Source: RefSeq, a predicted model, not a curated record
CCUUAGUUAUCAAAGUUACAACAGAGAUUAAAGAAACAUAAAUAACUUGGUUAAACCGAAGGGCCUAAAAAAACUGUUUAUCAUGGAAGAAUGCAGCAAAAGAGUGUCACCCUUUGUGUUGAUCUGCUCUCUCAUAAUCCACACAACAAUUGCCGCAAACGACACCAUUAAGCUUUCCCAGAGCAUUAGAGAUGGCGAAACAGUGGUGUCAUCAGGUGGGAUGUUCGAACUCGGAUUCUUCUCUCCCCAAAACUCGAGCAAUCGUUACGUGGGCAUCUGGUACAAGGCCAUACCUGUUCAGACAGUGGUUUGGGUUGCCAAUAGAGAAGCUCCACUCACAAAUAAAACCGGCGUCUUAACAGUGACGGAGCCCGGAAUUCUGUCGCUUCUCAGCGACGCCAACGGCCUCAUAUGGUCCACCAACAGAUCACGAAGCGUGCAGAAUCCAAUUGCACGGCUGCUGGAUUCAGGGAAUCUUGUGGUGAAGGAUGCAGACCAUGAUGAUUACCUAUGGCAGAGCUUCGACUAUCCAUGCGACACGUUUCUCCCCGGCAUGAGCUUAGGAUGGAACUACACGAGCGGGGUGGAGAGCUACAUCUCUUCGUGGCGGAGCGAGAGCGACCCUGCCCCGGGGAGGUACACAGCCCACCUGGAUCCCACUGGAUACCCGCAGAUGCUGAUCAAGGAAGGCGAUGCUAUCAAAAACAGGAUGGGGCCGUGGAAUGGUGUUAGAUUGAGUGGUGCACCAGAUAUAAGCAAUGAUCCAAUGUAUAUUCUGUCGUUGGUGAGGACUAAUGAUGUGGUCAAGUACAAGGAAGACACUCGCGAUCAAUCAGCGAUUUCCAGGUCUGUUGUCACAAUCGAUGGUGACUCAGGCCGCUGGAUUUGGAACAGUCAGGAGCAGAUCUGGACUGUUUACAGAAGAACCGUCACGGAUCCUUGCGAUGCUUACAAUUCUUGCGGUCCCAAUGGGUAUUGCGAUGGGAACUCGCCCUUCUGUCGCUGCCUCGACAGAUUUGAGCCUCGAGAUAAACAGAGUUGGGACAGAGAAGAGUGGUUGGGUGGGUGUGUUAGAAGGGCGGAUUUGAACUGUUCUGAUGAUGUGUUUUUGAAUUAUUCCGGGAUCAAAUUGCCAGAUUCUACAAACUCUACAAUCAGAGAUGACAACAUUACACUCCAAGAAUGUGAAGCGCAAUGCAAGAGGAGCUGCUCUUGCACGGCAUAUACGCGGUUGGAUAUAAAAGAGGAAGGGAGAGGAUGCUUGUUUUACCAUGGGGAAUUGGUAGAUAUCAGAAUUUUACUUACAGGAGGCCAGGAUCUUUACAUCAGAUUGGCUUCUUCAGAAUAUGCUGUGUUUACAGGACAAGUUUCAGACCAAAAUGGGAAGAAGAGAGCCAUAAUCAUAGCGAGUUUGGCAUCAGUAACAGGAGUGAUUCUUGUGUGCUUAAGCAUCUUUUGGAUUAUAACACGAAAGAGGAACAAGGAGGCGAUUGUGACACAAGAAGCUGCAGGGCCAUCUGGUGCAGAUCAUGUUAAAGAAGGAGAGCUGCCAUUCUUCAGCUUCUCCACAAUCUUGAAAGCUACUGAUCAUUUUCCUUCAAAGAACAAGCUCGGUGAAGGUGGAUUCGGACCUGUUUACAAGGGCAAGCUAGAAGACGGACAGGAAAUAGCAGUAAAACGUCUCGCAAAAACCUCAUCACAAGGAGUUGAUGAGCUCAAGAAUGAAGUAAUGUUGAUAGCCAAACUUCAGCAUCGCAAUCUGGUGAGGACGUUAGGGUUCUGCGCUGAAGGAGAGGAGAACAUGUUGAUCUAUGAAUACAUGCCUAAUCAUAGCCUCGACUUGAUUUUAUUUGAUCAAACAAAGAGUAUGUCACUUGACUGGCGGAAACGGUUCCACAUUAUCAACGGAAUUGCAAAGGGGCUGUUGUAUCUUCAUCAAGAUUCGAGAUUAAGAAUCAUCCAUCGCGACCUCAAAGCUAGCAACAUUCUGCUCGAUGCAGACAUGAAUCCGAAGAUAUCAGACUUUGGACUAGCUAGGAGUUUCGGAGGGAACGAAACAGAAGCUCAGACACGCAGAGUUGUGGGAACAUAUGGAUACAUGGCUCCAGAAUACGCGACAGACGGGCUCUUCUCAGUGAAAUCCGACGUGUUCAGCUUCGGCGUGCUCAUGCUAGAAAUAGUGAGCGGAAAGAAGAACAGAGGAUUCUUCGUCAAAGAUGAUAAUCUCAACCUUCUUGGACACGCGUGGAGGCAUUAUAGGCAAGGGGAGUCGAUCAAACUAGUGGAUCCGGCUCUAGGAGAGGCGUUCGACGCGGCGCAAGUGGUGCGGUCGAUUAAUGUGGGGUUAUUGUGCGUGCAGAAUUGUGUUGAAGAUAGGCCAAACAUGUCUGCAGUGAUAUUUAUGCUGGGAAAUGAAGUUGCAUUGCCUCAGGCUAAGCAGCCUGGAUUCUUUACUGAGAAAGAUGUUUUUGCAGACCGCAGUUUUAGUAGCUCAAAUGCAGCAAAUUCACAGAAUCAAAUAACAAUUACAAUGCCAGAGGGUAGGUAGAUAGUUGCAAUCCCUCUUUAAUUUUUGUAUUCAAAUAUAUUCAUCUUUAUAAAGAUUUGAAAAAUA